GUUCCUCUCACCGUUGUGAUAUGUUGGACUGUGGUGCACGAGUACAAGUCUCGACAACAAAAUUCUUUUUGUUGGGUUCCUUAUGCUCAAGGAAAUCAUCUUUGGAUCCUUUCUGGAACUAUGGGAUUUGCAUUUAUAAUGAAUUUCUUGUUCCUUCUUGGAAUAGUGAUUAUUCUGGUACAGAAGCUGCGAACGGAAAACUCAGCUGAAUCCAGAAAAAUAUGGCGAACAAUCAAAGCUACGCUGUUGCUGGUCCCGCUGCUUGGGAUAUCGAAUAUCCCUCUGUUUUACGAGCCAGAACAACCAAGUGCGGUUUAUAUGCUAGGAUCUGCAAUUUUUCAGAAUUCACAGGGCAUAUUUAUCUCUGUACUCUACUGCUUCUUGAAUAGCGAAGUCCAGAACGCUGUGAAAAGACAGCUCUCCAAAGUUCCUCUAGAGUUCUUUAAGCCUCGACAACGAUUUGAAACGGAGAGAACAUACGUGCCGGAAAAUAGAAAUGUAACCAAGCAUGGGGUGCCAAUGGAAGAGUUGAAUGGUACGAAAAAAGUUCCGCAAGAAACCACACCAUUGAAUCAGGUUGUCCCUGAGUCACAGAUCUUUUCCGUAUCCACGGCGCGUCGACCUCGCUCACCGGAUGACGCCGACUGA
This is a messenger RNA of Cylicostephanus goldi, 648 nucleotides long. The record is from the annotation of a GenBank genome assembly. NCBI's taxonomy places the organism in Eukaryota, Metazoa, Nematoda, Chromadorea, Rhabditida, Strongylidae.